AUGGACAAGGAGACCGAGGAACAGCGUCAGAUGCGGCGAAUCGCCUUCGUUGCGGUUGUCGUCUCAACGACGGCGAUCAUCGCCUCGGUGGUGACGCUGCCGAUGCUCUACAGUUACGUGCAAUCUUUCCAAUCGCAUUUGAUGGUUGAAACCGAUUAUUGCAAGGCUCGAUCCCGGGAUAUGUGGCUAGAGAUGACGGCUCUCCAAGCCGGCAAAGGAAUGCAACACAGACAGAAAAGAGGAUGGUUAUUUGGACAAUGGAUUCCCGAAGGAGGAAAUGGUGGUGGAGGAGCUGGAGGAUAUGGACAAGGAGCGAGCCAGGGAGGAGGUGGCUACGGUGGCUACGGAGCUCCAGUUGUGAAUGCUGAGCCGUCAGCAAUCUGUUGCACUUGUAACCAAGGACCACCCGGUCCACCAGGACCCGAGGGACCUUCAGGAGAAGAUGGAAAUGACGGUCAAAGCGGAAAGGACGGUUUGAAUGGCCGGGACGCCGAGCUGCUUCCAGCACCCGCAUCCGAGCCUUGCAUCAUUUGUCCUCAAGGUCCACCCGGUCCUAUGGGCAAUAUGGGACCCAAGGGACCACCUGGACCGAAAGGAGCUCCUGGAGAACCGCCACAAGACGGGAAAAACGGAGAAGACGGAAUGGCCGGUCAGCCAGGGCCAAUGGGACGGCCGGGAAGAGAUGGAAUGCGAGGAGCGCCCGGACAGCCUGGCCGCCUCAUCCCUGUGCCCGGCCCACAAGGACCACCCGGACCAUCCGGACCUCGUGGACCACCAGGACCCAAGGGAAAUCCUGGACCUGAUGGCCAGAGCUACGAUGGACCACCCGGCCCACCCGGAGACCCUGGACAGCCUGGAAAAGAGGGACGAUCUGGACCCAACGGCCCACCUGGACCCCCAGGAGACGAUGGUCCAAAGGGAUCUUGCGAACAUUGCCCAACGCCUCGAACACCACCUGGAUAU
Messenger RNA from Mesorhabditis belari, 963 nucleotides. Lineage: Eukaryota; Metazoa; Nematoda; Chromadorea; Rhabditida; Rhabditidae. The record is from the annotation of a GenBank genome assembly.